Molecule: messenger RNA, 519 nt
Organism: Parasteatoda tepidariorum (common house spider)
Lineage: Eukaryota; Metazoa; Arthropoda; Arachnida; Araneae; Theridiidae
Source: RefSeq, a predicted model, not a curated record
AUAAACUUUCUGCGAGUAUAAAAGUAGCAACCCAGAAGCAGAAUUUAGAAUUAUAUUCUGAACCACUUAAUUCCUUCAACCUCAAAAUGAAUUCCGUAUUUAGAGUUUGCUUUAUGAUUUUCGUCAUUGCUGUUCUCAGCAUAGCUUGUAAUGCUCAGCGUAGGGAUAACAGUAUAGGCCAGGGUGGAUACAGAGGUGGAAGGAAUGGUGGUAACGGAUAUCAAAAUGGUGGAUAUGGAGGCUACAGGAACCAAGCUGGUGGGUAUGGAGGAUAUAGGGGUGGCAGAAACCAAGCUAAUCAAGGAGGAAGUCAGCCACAAAGUAGCGGUCAAAGAGCUUCUAACACCAAUUAUGGAUCAGGAAACAUAAACAACAGCCAACGAAAUCAACAAUCACAAGCUGGAAAUCAGCGAAAUCAAAAUGGCUCUAACUAAUGUAGAAGAGUUCUGGGGGUAUCAGAACUAGAUCAUGUUUAACUGCUUUAGUUUUCUGUUAAUAAAUUAUAUUAUUUUCUCAAAA